Phalacrocorax carbo (great cormorant) is the source of this 1280-nucleotide messenger RNA. The record is from RefSeq and is a predicted model, not a curated record. Lineage: Eukaryota; Metazoa; Chordata; Aves; Suliformes; Phalacrocoracidae.
CCUCAGGAGAGACCAUGAUAACUCUCAGCCCGGCUCUCCCCCUGACCGUGGCUCUCUGCACGUUGUCACUGUUGCCUGCUGGUCUUCGCAUUUACAUCAACCCCACCUGGCUCAUUGUGGAGAGUGAAGCUCCUCCUGAAGACCUGAAGCAGCCACCCGUUGAUGCGGAGAGCAUGACCACCGAAUGGGACAGCAGCAUCGACGUUCAGAGCCCCUACGGCUUGGUUAGGAUCAUGAUGGACGCUGUUAUUGAGGGUCUGAGGAAGCUGCCCUUUGUGGGAGAGAGCAUGGUCCCCAAACGGCACAGCAGCACUGGCCCCCGCAGCCCCCAGAGCUGGGUCAGGCUCAGGAAGGACGUCGCUCCUGUGGGCCCGAAGGAACUGCCCGUUGUCGCCAAGAGCGUGGCCUCUGACCCGCCCUACCCUCUGGGCCAGCUUUGGGACUCCCUUGCCCAGGCGGACAGGACCCAGCUGUGUUGCAGGGCCUUGCAAAGCCUGUGGCUGUGCUUCCUGUCUUGGGUUGCACUUCGCCUCUGGAGAAAUGGGAACAGACCCCAGGGACAGGGAAAGGAACGGCCGGCCUCAUCUUCUGUGGGAACAGACUGCUCGGAGGAGGGCACCUUCAGCUCUGAUGAAGCCGUCCACCAGCUGGAGGCCAAAAUCACCCCGCUGGCCAGGUGCACCAGGCUUGUCUACCGCCUCCGCCUGAAAGUGUUCCCGCACCAGCACUCCGAGAAGAAGGCGGAAGGCGAGGCAAGCGGAGGAGAGCCUUCUCUAGCUCCCUGUGCACCUCCACCUAGGGCGUGCUCUCGGCGGAUUGGCAAGAGGAGAUGCAGGGGUGCAAGGUGACAGGCAGCUGGUGCGUUGGGACAUGCCUCAGCCCACCAAAGGCUCCGGGAGUGAGGGCACCUCCACCGACUUCUUCUGCUGGCUGGAGGCCGUUAGCGCCCCGAUGGUCAUGCUCCUGCGGGUGGCCAUGGCCAACGGCCGGCCACGUCCUGGUGGGUCGCCCGUGCCUGUCCAGCACAACAGCCAACGGGUAUUUGCCAACUCCGUUGAGGACCUCUGGGGAGGGUCCCCCUUUUCCGCCCUCCCAAAGGUGCUGCCAGGGCCGACUGGCAUCCAAAGGGCCGGGGCUCAUCUCUGCCUCCCCAGAGGGAACAGCCAAGCAUGCCCGUGCAGCAGAGACGCCUGGGAAACUCGGCAAAACUCCUGCUGGGAGCAGCCUACUUCCUCAAUCUUCUAGCACUGCUCAGAUCAAUAAAGUGCUUUGUUCCUGUA